Messenger RNA from Wickerhamiella sorbophila, 1878 nucleotides. RefSeq names its product Fimbrin. Bases 1 to 1878 code for a protein of 625 amino acids. The record is from RefSeq and is a predicted model, not a curated record. Gene Ontology annotation, molecular function: actin filament binding; calcium ion binding. The transcript has a single exon. Lineage: Eukaryota; Fungi; Ascomycota; Dipodascomycetes; Dipodascales; Trichomonascaceae. Gene Ontology annotation, biological process: actin filament bundle assembly; actin filament network formation. Gene Ontology annotation, cellular component: cytoplasm; actin filament; actin filament bundle.
AUGAACGUUUUAGGUCUCCAAAAACGUCACCCGGAGCUCACGCAGGAAGAGGUUUUGCAGCUGGUUGAUGAAUUCCAGCAGAUUGACGUCGAUGAUAAUGGAUACGUCGACAAACAGACGGUAGUCAAGGUGCUUUCCAGUAAUGGUCGGGGAAGCUACGAUCAGAUCCGAGAAACCAUGAAGCAGGUGGACGUAGACUCCUCUGGCCACGUGGAGCUCGAGGACUUUGCUCAGCUGAUUUCGAAACUGAAAGAGGCCAAGCAGGCACCCAAGAUCCCCUCAAAGCCCAGCGGUCUGCAGGUGCCGGGCAACCGUCCCCGGGCCACCAGCAACUCUCGGAUUGUCGUCCAGGGCAAGAGCGGCGCUAUGCACGUUAUCAAUGAAGAAGAGCGUACAGAGUUCACUCGUCAUAUCAACAGCGUACUUGCUGGUGACCGCGAUAUCGAUCAUUUGUUGCCUCUGCCCACAGACACCAACCAGAUUUUUGACGACAGCCGUGACUCGUUGAUCCUGUCCAAGCUCAUUAACGAUAGUGUGCCCGAUACUAUUGAUACACGUGUUUUGAACUUCCCUAAAGGUAGCAAGCAACUGAACAAGUUCCAGAUGGCUGAGAACGCAAACGUCGUCAUCAAUUCCGCCAAGGGUAUUGGCUGUGUGGUUGUGAAUGUUCAUGCUGAGGACAUUAUCGAUGGCAAGGAACAUUUAAUCUUGGGUCUUAUUUGGCAGAUCAUUCGCAAAGGUUUGCUGGCCAAGGUCGAUAUCAAGCUGCACCCGGAGCUGUAUCGCUUGCUUGAGGAGGACGAAACCCUUGAGCAGUUCUUGCGUUUGCCGCCGGAGCAGAUUCUGUUGCGGUGGUUCAAUUACCAUCUCAAAGCUGCCGGGUGGGAUCGUCGUGUGAACAAUUUCUCGUCCGAUGUUCGAGAUGGCGAGAAUUACACUGUGCUUCUUAACCAGCUCAACAGUGAAUUGUGCUCGAGAGCACCUCUUAAAACCCGCGAUCUCUUAGAGCGUGCGGAGCAGGUCCUGCAAAAUGCAGACAAACUCGGUGCUCGCAAGUACUUGACUCCCACAGCCAUGGUUGCUGGUAACCCCAAGCUGAAUCUGUCGUUUGUCGCCCAUCUCUUCAACACCUAUCCUGGACUGGAUCCUGUCACUGAAGAGGAAAAGGUUGAUAUUGAAGACUUUGACGCCGAGGGUGAACGUGAAGCCCGUGUGUUCACCAUGUGGCUUAACUCACUGGAUGUUGAUCCCCCAGUUGUGAGCUUGUUCGAUGACCUCCGCGACGGUACAGUGCUGCUGCAGGCCUACGAUAAAGUACAAGAGGGUACUGUCAACUGGCGUGUUGUCAACAAGCGUCCUGCCGAGGGUGAAAUGAUGCCCUUCAAGGCGAUUGAGAACGCCAACUACGCAGUCACAUUAGGCAAAGAGAACGGCUUCUCACUUGUUGGUAUUGAGGGCAUGGACAUCUGCGACGGUAACAAGACGCUUACCCUUGGUCUUGUAUGGCAACUCAUGCGUCGCAACAUCGACCUGACGCUUGCAGGCCUGGCCAAGAACGGAAAGACUCUUAGCGACUCUGAGAUUCUCAAAUGGGCUCACGAAAAGAUCCGUAAGGGCAACAAGUCUACCACGGUUCGCUCUUUCAAAGAUGCUUCCCUUGCCGACGGACGCUGGCUUCUCGAUGUCAUCCACGGUAUCAAACCCGAAUACGUUGAUUAUGAUCUGGUGGGUGACGAUGCCUACGAUAACGCUAAGCUCGCUAUUUCUGUUGCCCGUAAACUCGGUGCCCUCAUCUGGUUGGUUCCCGAGGAUAUCAACGAGGUUCGCAGCAGACUGAUUCUGACGUUUGUUGCGUCUCUUAUGUCACUAGAAAAAUAA